Aspergillus versicolor CBS 583.65 is the source of this 711-nucleotide messenger RNA. RefSeq lists its product as uncharacterized. Lineage: Eukaryota; Fungi; Ascomycota; Eurotiomycetes; Eurotiales; Aspergillaceae. The coding region runs from base 1 to 711 and encodes 236 amino acids. The transcript is spliced from 2 exons. The record is from RefSeq and is a predicted model, not a curated record.
AUGAAGAUUGCAGCUGUUAUGUCCGCCUUGAUGGCCGCUGGCCUAGUUGCCGGUGCUCCUCCUGCGCCUCGCCCUACUGAUCUCUCCAACGUGCCUCCUCCCAAUGGCCCUCACGUUGCUGUUGAUGGUAACGGCAAGCGUGACGAGAUCCCUCCUCCUAAGCCUACCGACACCACUCUGCCUCCUCCUCCCCACGACGGCAACGACAACGGCAAGCGUGGAGAUGUCCCACCUCCUCCUAAGCCCACAGACGACGACCACCACCACAAGGGCGACGGCAAGCGUGACCAGGUCCCUCCUCCCCCCAAGCCCACUGAUGGCGAGCUCCCUCCCCCCAAGGGAGAUGGCAACGGAAAGCGUGGAGAUAUCCCUCCCCCUCCCAAGCCUACCGACGACCACCACCCCCCGAAGGGCGAUGGCAAGCGUGACCAGGUCCCUCCUCCCCCCAAGCCUACCGACGGAGAGGUUCCUCCCCCUCCUAAUGACAACGGAAAGCGCGGCGACGUCCCGCCCCCUCCUAAGCCCACCGACGAUGUCCCUCCCCCCAAGGGCGACGGCAACGGAAAGCGUGGAGAUAUCCCGCCUCCCCCCAAGCCCACUGAUGGCGAGGUUCCUCCCCCUAAGGGAGAUGGCAAUGGCAAGCGUGGAGAUGUGCCUCCUCCCCCUAAGCCUACCGACGGCGAGCUCUCUCCUGCUCCUACCGUUGUUUAA